Molecule: messenger RNA, 423 nt
Organism: Rodentolepis nana
Lineage: Eukaryota; Metazoa; Platyhelminthes; Cestoda; Cyclophyllidea; Hymenolepididae
Source: the annotation of a GenBank genome assembly
AUGCCGAAUAUUCUUAAAGACUUAUCCACAUGUCCCUUCGUUUUUGUUAGAGUGGAUUCAGAGAAAAGACCCCUACAACCACCGUACGAAGGACCUUACAAAGUCCUCAAACGCAAACCAAAAUAUUUCAUUCUGGACCGCAACGGCAACAAGGACUCCGUUAGUAUCGACCGUUUAAAACCGGCUUACCUGGAGUGCCCUAUACCAAAUCCCGCGGGCGAAUCACAACGUCUUCAGAUCCUUGUCAGGGUGAAUCACAACGUCUUCAGAUCCUCCAGUGGAAGGGGCGAAUCACAAUGUCUUCAGAUCCUCCAGUGGAAUGCUGCCAAUCACAACGUCUUCAGAUCCCCCAGUGGAAUGCUGGAGGGAUGUCCUAGGGCAAAAAGAUCCAAGUCCAGAAAAUCCUGCAAUCCUAUGAUGUAG